CAAGCGUCAUGAUUUUGAGUAAGAGGGCUUGAGAGAGCGAGAGAGAGAGAGAGACGUAUCACUUGUCUCAGUUCCUAGGUAGGUAAAACACGAGGAACUUGGCAUGCUGAAGGAUCUCCUCUGUUAAAUGUGCGCACAUUAAGGGACCGCAUCUCACUGUAUUGCUCCAGACCAGGAGAGCAGGACGCAUUUCCAGUCAAAGCCUUUUCAAGUUUGUCAGGGAACUCCUUGAAAACUGACUAGUGACAAACACACUACCACCUCACCAGCUUAUUUUUCCAUUUAUUUAUUCCACAAACUUGGGACUGUCUGAGAGUCAUGAUGGAGAUGAAGGUGCUGGGAUGCGCGAUGCUUUUCCCUCUCCAGAUCUUCUUGUGCGUAUUGAGGGCGAUCGUGCGCUUCUUCACGCGCCAGCAGCGCAGAGAUCUGGGCGCUGAUGUGGUGCUCAUCACAGGAGGUGGAAGAGGAAUCGGCCGUCACCUGGCCAAAGAGUUUGCCAGACAAGGAGCAAGAAAGGUGAUUUUAUGGGGCCGUACAGAGAACUGUUUAAAAGAGACAUGUGAGGAGAUUUCUAUGACUGGAACAGAGUGCCAUUACUUUGUGUGUGAUGUGGGCAACAGAGAGGAGGUGUACCAGCAGGCAAAAGUGCUCAGGGAAAAGGUUGGGGACGUCACCAUUCUUGUAAAUAAUGCAGCUGUUGUCCAUGGGAAAAGUCUAAUGAACAGCGAUGAUGAUGCCCUCCUGAAAACUCAACACAUAAACACACUUGGACAGUUCUGGACCACAAAAGCAUUUCUGCCUCGUAUGCUGGAGCUGUGCAAUGGCCACGUGGUGUGCAUUAACUCCAUUCUUUCCCUUGCCUCCAUCCCUGGAGCCAUCGACUACUGCACGUCCAAGGCCUCAUCUUAUGCCUUCAUGGAAAGCCUAACGCUAGGCCUAUUGGACUGCCCUGGAGUGGGCUGCACAACAGUGCUACCCUUCCACACUGACACAGAGAUGUUCCAGGGCAUGAGAGUUAGGUUCCCAAAGCUGUUUCCUCCUCUGAAUCCUGAGAUGGUGGCCCAGCAUACCGUUGAUGCUGUUAGGACCAACACUGCCUUUGUUGUGCUGCCAUGGACCAUGCACAUGCUUGUCAUACUUAAAAGCCUUCUGCCCCAGUCUGCCCUGGAAGAGAUCCAUAAGUUCUCAGGAAGCUAUACCUGUAUGAGCACAUUCAAAGGACGGACUUAAACAGAAAAAAAACUUGAAUGUGAAAAAUCCUCAAAACAUGUUUUUCAUGCAGAGCAAGCUCUACAUCCAGGAACAUCCAACAAACUGUUGCUUUGUGGAGGUAAAAAAGCCAAUGAAAGAGACCUGGGAUCAACCUAUCAAGAUCGACUGUUUUCCCAAGAACUAUUAUGUCUCAGAGACUUACGUGGAUUUUUGAUUUGGAUGCCCUAUACCGGACCACAAAUAGGCCAUAGUUCAAUGUGCUCCUUGGACAAUGUGAUAAAAAGUUUGGAGCACAGACAUCUGAGGUUUUCUGUUGGGUUCUUUUGCCCUCGUAAGUUUACGUUUGAUAGAUAUUCACUUAUUUUAUUACACAAGUAAAUGCAAGUUGAUUCUACAACGUGUUAUAAGUAAUUCCAGCAUGUCUAUAUUCAUAUUAAUAUCAAAUUUAAAUAAACA
Xyrauchen texanus (razorback sucker) is the source of this 1668-nucleotide messenger RNA. RefSeq names its product short-chain dehydrogenase/reductase 3-like. Lineage: Eukaryota; Metazoa; Chordata; Actinopteri; Cypriniformes; Catostomidae. Gene Ontology annotation, cellular component: lipid droplet. The transcript is spliced from 6 exons. Gene Ontology annotation, molecular function: oxidoreductase activity, acting on the CH-OH group of donors, NAD or NADP as acceptor. The record is from RefSeq and is a predicted model, not a curated record. The coding region runs from base 319 to 1230 and encodes 303 amino acids.